This is a messenger RNA of Thelazia callipaeda (thelaziosis nematode), 864 nucleotides long. The record is from the annotation of a GenBank genome assembly. NCBI's taxonomy places the organism in Eukaryota, Metazoa, Nematoda, Chromadorea, Rhabditida, Thelaziidae.
AUGCUUUCGGUAGAUCGACAGUCGGAAGACGAUGUAUUGCUAGAGGAGCUAUCUUUACGACUACGUGGAGUGAUUCCAGUACAGCCAAAUCCGUUGCUUGCAGCGUCAGAUCACGCAUCAUGCAGUUUGAAGAGCACUCGAUUGAACGGUCAUCUCAUCUACUGUUUCGUAAUUGGCGGCGAAUGCAGACUAUGUUUUCCACAAAUAAUCAGCGUGGUAUUGCAUGGAGUAGCAAUGAGUGACAUCAACGAGCUUUUUGUCAGCUUGAAUAUACACAUUUCUGUUGCUAGUCAUCAGCAACUAGACACACUGAAGUUAGCUGGUGUUAUGCCAAUGACCGCUGUUAGCUGUGGUUUAGUGACCAAAAGUGAUGCAGAACGCUUAGUUGCCCAGUUAUUGCCACAACGAAGUGGGCAUCGACUAAAUGUAGAUAUAUUACUACCAAGUGCGAGUGUCAAGGAUGCAAUUCCUGUUGUACAUGACUGUUUUGGUGGUUGUUGUGGAACAUUGAUUCCAUCAUUGCCAAUUGAAGAAAGAAUUGAAUGCAGUGAGUGCAAGUAUCUAUUUACUGGUGAAAAAUUUGUCUCUCAUACUCAUUCUGCACGCCAACUACCGCAUAUUUGCCAUUGGGGAUUUGAUUCGUCUAACUGGCGACAUUAUCUACACUUGCCGGAAUCAGCAGAGCAUGACUUGAAAGCAUUGCGCAAACUUGACUUAUACAAAUAUCCUUCACAUCUUGGCAAGCGAUCUGCAUCUGAUGAUUUGGCUGUAAGAGAGAAAACUCUUUACCAUAUAAAUUUGAUAACAUACGAUGGAGACCGUUUCUUGGCAUUGAUAACAGACGCUGAGACGUUAACAGUUUGA